Molecule: messenger RNA, 231 nt
Organism: Prunus armeniaca (apricot)
Lineage: Eukaryota; Viridiplantae; Streptophyta; Magnoliopsida; Rosales; Rosaceae
Source: the annotation of a GenBank genome assembly
AUGCAAGCAAACAGCCGUAAGGUUCUCGAUGACAAGGCACUCAUGCCUUGUGUUUUCCAAGAGCCGAUGACAGCACCCAGACACAUGCAAGAUGGAUCGACAGCGGUAGCUGAGCAAUUGGAAACAAUUGAUUUGAUUGAGGAUCCCUCUGCCCCAAGGCCCAUCUCCAUCAGCGUUAAUUUAACAGAUAAAGAGAAGGAGGCCAUGGUAUCUUUGCUAAAGGAAUUCUGA